This is a messenger RNA of Stegastes partitus (bicolor damselfish), 2392 nucleotides long. It is a transcript of the gene lmx1bb, whose product is annotated as LIM homeobox transcription factor 1, beta b. The coding region runs from base 167 to 1297 and encodes 376 amino acids. Gene Ontology annotation, biological process: neuron differentiation; regulation of transcription by RNA polymerase II. Lineage: Eukaryota; Metazoa; Chordata; Actinopteri; Pomacentridae. Gene Ontology annotation, molecular function: RNA polymerase II transcription regulatory region sequence-specific DNA binding; DNA-binding transcription factor activity, RNA polymerase II-specific. The transcript is spliced from 9 exons. The record is from RefSeq and is a predicted model, not a curated record. Gene Ontology annotation, cellular component: nucleus.
UUUUUUUUUUCUUCUCACACCAGCUUUUUUUCUUUCCCCCCUCUCUCUCUCUCUCUCUCCCGUCGGCUUGGGGUCGAGAAGAUAAAGCUUCCUCGCUCCUCUGAUCAUAACAGGUCUGGUGUCACUGGAGCGCCUCUCCGCGGGAGAACAGUCCGAGACGUGCAUCAUGCUGGACGGCAUAAAAAUUGAAGAUCAUCCCCUGCGAUCGGGACAAGCCACGCUCGGAGUCAUGCUCGGCUCUGAAUGUCAUCAUAGAUCGGUGUGUGAAGGAUGCCAGCGUCCCAUCUCCGACCGCUUCUUGAUGAGAGUCAACGAUUCCUCAUGGCACGAAGAGUGUUUGCAGUGCACCGUGUGUCAACAGCCUCUCACCACCAGCUGUUACUUCAGAGAAAGGAAACUUUACUGCAAACACGACUACCAACAGUUGUUUGCUACCAAGUGUAGCGGCUGCAUGGAGAAAAUCGCCCCCACAGAGUUUGUGAUGCGGGCUCUGGAGUGCGUCUACCACCUGAACUGCUUUUGCUGCUGCGUGUGCGACCGCCAGCUGAGGAAGGGUGACGAGUUUGUCCUGAAGGAGGGUCAGCUGCUCUGCAAGAUUGACUACGAGAGGGAGAAAGACUUACUCAGCUCGGUCAGCCCCGAUGACUCAGACUCAGAGAAAAGUGACGAUGAGGAGUUGGACAUCAAGCCAGAGAAAGGCAUAGGAAGCCAGGGGAAGGGGGACGAUGGGAAGGAUCCAAGGAGGCCCAAAAGACCACGAACCAUUCUGACCACUCAGCAGAGACGGGCCUUCAAGGCCUCCUUUGAGGUCUCCUCAAAACCCUGCAGAAAGGUGAGAGAGACGCUGGCUGCAGAGACGGGACUCAGCGUUCGGGUGGUCCAGGUGUGGUUUCAGAACCAGAGAGCUAAGAUGAAGAAGUUGGCAAGAAGACAGCAGCAACAACAAGAACAACAGAAUUCUCAGAGACUUGGCCAAGAGGUGAUGUCUAAUCGGAUGGAGGGGAUGAUGAACUCCUUUACACCCCUGGCUCCGCCGCAGCAGCAGCUGGUCGCCAUGGAUCAGAACGGUUACAGCACAGACCCGUUCCAACAGGGGCUCACCCCCCCACAGAUGCCCGGGGACCAUAUGAACCCAUAUGGUAAUGAUUCUGCAUUCCAUGACAUAGACAGCGACACGUCUUUAACCAGCCUCAGUGACUGCUUCAUGGCAUCGUCGGAAGUCAACUCCAUGCAGGCCCGCGUGGGGAACCCCAUCGACCGCCUCUACUCCAUGCAGAACUCUUAUUUUGCGUCAUGAAAAGAGAAGAGCGAAAGAGAAUGAAAGAAAGAAAAAAAAACGUCAGCACAGAAUAAACUGCCCAUCUCAACCUGAAGCGCGACGGCCUGGAGCUUCUACACUAGCACGGACAUGACAGAAGAAACACCUCCUUGCAGUAGCUCCUGGUUAUGUGCGGAAGCUUACUCAAAGAUAGUAAAACCACUUGUUGUAGGACAGUGAAGAUUCCUGGGGAAAAAAAAGACUUAAAUAUUGGUAGAGAUUACUUGGUAGGAUUGCUUAUUUGUCACAGGAGAUAUUACUCUUUUCUUUGUUCACUUAAAGAAAACAAGUAGAUAUUGAAGCCACUGAUUACACACUCUCGAACCAAAUAACACAGUGAAUUUAUACAGUGCAUGAUCAAUUGUAAACUAAAACUUUUUGUAAGCCCCCCCUGGUUAAGAUGUGGUGUUUGGACUGUUUCUUCUUCACACUACAUGGACUCCCAUGUUCACCGUUAGCAUUUUGAUCACUUUCCAUAGGUUUAGAUAUCGUGUUAAUAGUAAAUAGGUGCAGCAUGUCUGCAAGAGUGACUGUACAUUUGUGUAUGUAUGAGAGCUUGUGAUGAGAAAGAAUUGUUUAGAGGAGAAAAAAAAGCAGAGCAUUUGAUGGACAAGUAGGAUCAGUGAAGUGUAAAUACUUUCCCCAGGCAAAUUGGAUGUGCAUGUUAAAAAUGGAAAGCAUUCUAUUUAUUUAACUAUAACAGGCUCUUGAAGGUACAUAUUAAAACUGAAAAGCUUUAUUUAAAAGGAGAGCAUUUUUUUUGUUGAGCAAUUAGUGAGUUCCUGAGUAUCACAACUCAUCUGUAUACCUUUUCAAUAUGAAGAUUAACCCUUUUGGUUUUUUUUGUUUUUGUUUUUGUUUUUGUUUUUGUUUUCUUCAGCCAAGCUGUAAAUGAGCAAAGUUGCUAUUUAUUUCGUACAGUCCAUAAAACUUUUGUUGUCAUUGUCAUUUGUGCAUUCUCAAAAUGUUAAAGUUGCUAAUUGACCAAAGUUGACUGGUUUGAUGAAUAAACAAUGUCUUUCUCCUGAUAACAUUAAAUAAAUACCACCAGUGACCAUUCACAUGGAAACACUU